AGUAACGGAGACCUACUCGUAUAUAUAGGAAGAGAUAGAGAGAGAUGUUCAUUUCUCACAAGCCACAACACCACCAAUCACACAAAAGAUCAGAGACUUGUAGAUCCUUCUUCUUCUCCUGCAAAUUCCUCUACCUGAAUCUUCCAAUUUCUGUAUAUCGAUCAUGAUCUCUGUUGUAAUCAUCGCUGAGUUACUAGUGGAGUACACGGCGGCUCUCGCGAAACUCACCGCCGGGAUUCUUCCAUCGAGACGGCGAGGCGAUAGCAACGUUGUACGGAUUGGUGGUUUCUCUCUGCCUUGUCCUUCUCCGUCGAGUACUAGUAGUCGAUCGUCGCCGAUUCCAGAUUUCUCUUCUCAUCUCGUUGAUUUCUGAUCUGUAGUAGACGAACAAAGAUUUUGAUUUCGGAUUUUCUUCUCUUUUUGAUCUAAUCGAAGAUUGGACGGCUGAGAUUUUUCCACGUUCUGGAUUUUGAAUCGUUUUGUAAAUCUGUAUCGAAAUUUAAUAGUAAUAGAGAUUAUAUGAUGUUUUGAUGGAA
Molecule: messenger RNA, 536 nt
Organism: Arabidopsis lyrata subsp. lyrata
Lineage: Eukaryota; Viridiplantae; Streptophyta; Magnoliopsida; Brassicales; Brassicaceae
Exons: 1
Coding region: 164-373 (69 amino acids)
Source: RefSeq, a predicted model, not a curated record